AAACAAUGAGAGGCUGAGGGUGGAGCGGAGAGAGUGGGAGAGACUUCCCAAGCGAACAGCCUCUUCAGUGAGGGGAGGAGCAAGAGGAAGCAGCAAACCUUAUAAACGCAGAAUGCCAAAUGGGGAAACAGAGGGAGAGACAGCGAGAGACAACAAGAAUGGCAUCAUAAAUACCUGGUGGUACAUCUGGUAUGGAAGCCACGACUAGCGACAUUCAGGCCAUUGUCCAGUUAUUGAAGAACUCCGUUGUGGAAAAGUUGAAUCGCCCGCUGCAUGUUUAUCACGCGAUCUCAUAUCGGUCUCAAGUGGUGGCUGGAAUGAAUUACUUCAUUAAGGUUGUGAUUGGGGAUGCUGAUGAUUACAUACACAUACGGGUGUUCCAGCCACUGCCCUCUUCUGAUGCCAAACUGUCCCUGGAAAAAAUCCAAACAAACAAGAAACUGUUUGAUGAGCUGGAGUACUUCUAGGACAGGCCCAGAGCAUCUCUUGUGUCUCCCUCCCCUCACGGUCAAACGAUGUUUGUAAAGAAAUUCCCUGCCUUUUCCUUCUAUUUUCAUCCUGACCACUGUACUGUCCCUGCCUCACAGCUGCCCCCACCCCAAAUAGACUGAAGUGAUUUAAGAAGGCAGCUCACCAUUAGCUUCUUCAGGCUAACUAUUAAUGGAGCAAUAAAAUGCUAGUUCUGCAUUUAAUGCUAAUGCUGCAUGGGAUAAGUGAUUCCAACUCAAAAAGCCCUAUUCACCCUUAACACAAAACAUCUCCAGCAAGAAAAGGCUUAAUGCUAUUCUCAUAGAAUCUUGCUUUGUGCAAAAAUGCCCCAGCCCCUAAAACUCACUAAAGGAAAUUUGAAGACCUGAACAGCUCAAGCCGGCAAUGGAAACCCCUCAUCCCCGUGACUGGGCUAUUCAACUGUAAUUGCAUUGCACAGCAGUCAAUAAAAGAAUUUUGAAGCA
Rhincodon typus (whale shark) is the source of this 953-nucleotide messenger RNA. RefSeq names its product stefin-C-like. Gene Ontology annotation, cellular component: cytosol. Gene Ontology annotation, molecular function: cysteine-type endopeptidase inhibitor activity. The coding region runs from base 192 to 467 and encodes 91 amino acids. The record is from RefSeq and is a predicted model, not a curated record. The transcript is spliced from 3 exons. Lineage: Eukaryota; Metazoa; Chordata; Chondrichthyes; Orectolobiformes; Rhincodontidae.